CCCACGCACUACUUUUCCCUCGCGUACAUCUAUCCUUACUCCGUAGACACAACAUACCCAGCCAACCCGAUGACAAGGACCCAUGAUGCAGAUAACGGGCCUCGAACAGUUACGUAGUGGGAGUGCAGUAGAUCGACAUGCAUUAUUUCCUUCUGUACAGCUAAUCCUUUCUACAUGUGUCUUGACCAAUAUCUUAGUAUCGCAGACGGUAAUACCCGCCCCCCUUGCACUCCUUUCACGCACGGCUGAGGGAAGGCACACAUCAGUGCCGGUCUAG
Messenger RNA from Periconia digitata, 277 nucleotides. The record is from the annotation of a GenBank genome assembly. Lineage: Eukaryota; Fungi; Ascomycota; Dothideomycetes; Pleosporales; Periconiaceae.